Molecule: messenger RNA, 2658 nt
Organism: Pungitius pungitius (ninespine stickleback)
Lineage: Eukaryota; Metazoa; Chordata; Actinopteri; Perciformes; Gasterosteidae
Exons: 3
Coding region: 1726-2658 (310 amino acids)
Source: RefSeq, a predicted model, not a curated record
UUGUGGGAUGUGGGGUUCUCUGUGUGUGUCUUCUUGUAUUUACUUUUUAGCUUGUAGAAUAGAUGUCCGCUUGUAGGACAGAUGGCGUGACCGGAUCGGUCCUUAUAAGGCAGACAAUGUGAAUGGUGGAAAAGAGAGCACAGGAAAAAUGAAGAUAAAAUUGUAUCUGAGAUAACACACCUGCGACCGAAGGGAGAGCCAGUUUGAACCCAUUUUCAGGGCAAGGCCGAAGGCUGCAGGAGAGAGUACCAGACACUCAUUGUUCGGGGAAGGCGUUUGUUACAGAAGGAUGAACUGGGUUGAACCAACGUUCAAGGGCACCAGAGGGAUUAAAACAGGUCAGUGCCAGAAGGCAGGCGGACUUUGGAAGGGAUUUGCUUGCGAUACGUAUUUCAUUGUCUCCAGAUAUAUCUGCGGAGAAUUGCUCAUGUACAACUUUUUCUCUUCUAAAUAAAUGUUAAACUUUUAACUAAUUUCCUGCAGUGGAUUCUUCUAUCAACCAACUCGGGUGGAUAAGGAAUAUCCUAACAAUUUUGGGGGCUCGUCCGGGAUAGGAGUUUUCCUGCAGGGGGAAUUCGGUCCAAGAGCUUUCACCUGCUGAACACUGCGUACUCCCAGGCCGGCCUCAAAACAAGGUAAGCAGAAACCUGUUACUAAUUCUGCAUAUUGACUAAUCUAAAAUAAGGAGUACGCUGUGGAUUGGUGGUGAAGGAACCAAAUUGAUACAUGAGCAAUUCGCUAAAGUUAAUAUUAAGGAAACCGGUAAAAGUGCACAACAAUAGUACCGGCGAGUACUAUUGGGUUUAGUAGGUACCGGCGAGUACCAAGGGAUCUUCUAUCCGACACAAAUUAAAGGAUCAGGGAUCCUAUUGGGUUUAGUAGGUACCGGCGAGUACUAUUGGGUUUAGUAGGUACCGGCGAGUACCAAGGGAUCUUCUAUCCGACACAAAUUAAAGGAUCAGGGAUCCUAUUGGGUUUGGUGGGUACCGGCGAGUACCAAGGGAUCAAUGAUCUGACACAAAUAAAAGGAUUUUGAAUCCUAGUCUUUGGUUUGGCAACCCCAUCAGUUCCUGACGAGGGCUGAAGUCGCUAGGUGAGUGUCCUGGGGAUUUGAGGACCCCCCGAAAACUGGUCUUUGGUUUGGCAACCCCAUCAGACCCUGACGAGGGCUGAAGUCGCUAGGUGAGUGUCCUGGGGAUUUGAGGACCCCCGAAAACUGGUCUUUGGUUUGGCAACCCCAUCAGACCCUGACGAGGGCUGAAGUAGCUAGGUUGGAGUCCUGGGGAUUUGAGGACCCCCGAAUCCCAGGGUUGGAGUCCCUAGGAGUAAAAGCUCCUUAAAUCCUGGGCUGCAGUCUCUGAGCAGCUCGUGUGUGUGUGUGUGUGUGUGUGUGUGGGUGCAAGCAAGCAGGAGAGUGAAAAAAAAAAAAAAAAAAAAAAAAAAAAGAGGGGAAACUGAGAACAUAGACGGUCCGAGAGGUUAACAUAAACUUUCGGUGUAAUACAUUGAUUCUCGGAAGGUUAAGAUAAACUUCCGUUAUAAUGCAUUGAUUUCGAAGGGUUAAAAUAAACCUUCGUUAGAAUAAAAGAAUUCUGGAAGUAUAACAUAAGUUCUCAGAACAAACGGGGAAGCUUGCUGGAGCUGCGGAGAACAUUUACUGUGUCACACUGAGGUGACCAGCUGUCCGAGCGGGUUAAAGCGAUAUAACUGGGAACUGUUGUUGGAAUGGAAGAUGAAUAUGAUCGGGAAACUGUUGACGGCGGCUGGGGGCCAGCGCCGGGGUAUCGAUGGAAAAUAAUAAACGACCAGCUGAGGCUGUUGUUGGUGGCGGUGGGUGGAGAGACCACCGGGAAAAAGAAGCAUGAGGCUGUGGAGCGCACGGAACGCGCGGUGAGAAAGUUGUUAGAAAAGAAAGGCGUUAGUUUGGCAGACAGGCUGUCACUGGCGCAGAUUUUGUGGGAGAAGGAGAGAGAUUGUAGAGAAGAAAAGAAGGAGCUUGAGUCGAAACGCGAGAAGGCGAGUGUGUUGAAAAAAGGAAAACUUCGUAAAGAGAUGGAGGAUGUGGAGGACAUGAGGUCCGCAUUGUUUUCGUACUGGAUAAAAAGUAAAGCCGUGGGGAGAAAUAACCAGGAACGGUGUAAUGAGGAAAGACCACCGGCAUACGAUGUUGAAAUAAACGGUGUGAAUUCGGCUUCUGCACCUGCUGGGUUGUAUCCUGUAUUAAAUAUAACGGGGGGAGAGUUGGAAGUUGAAGAAAGUGUACCACUGCGGGGUUGUCGGGGCAACGAGGUAACGGGGGAAAGCCGGCCUUUCGAAGCGCGUCAAAAUCGGGAGGGGUUUAAAGAAUGGACGGACUCACGCACUCCGGGGAGAAGGGACAGCUCAGAAGUGCAGCGGAGAAAUAAGGCGGAUAAGGGAAAGUAUUUAGCCGGGGCGAAUGAGCGGGUGAAAACACAAUUGAGAUACGGGGAAUCACCAGACAUGGGGGAGAGAGGAAAAAAAGGCUCUGCCUCGGCUCAGGAGGAGCAAAACGGGGAAUGCGGGGAUAACAGCGACCCAGAGAUUCACGGGGAACCGGGAAAAAUGUAUCCGUUAUUCAUGUCUUCUCGAGGUGUUAAUAAAUACAAGCCGUGGUCGCUGGGAGACGUGGGGAGAUAA